Lasiosphaeria miniovina is the source of this 679-nucleotide messenger RNA. RefSeq lists its product as uncharacterized. The transcript has a single exon. Lineage: Eukaryota; Fungi; Ascomycota; Sordariomycetes; Sordariales; Lasiosphaeriaceae. The coding region runs from base 360 to 515 and encodes 51 amino acids. The record is from RefSeq and is a predicted model, not a curated record.
CGACGGCCUCGUGCCCACCUCUAGCGGCCCAUGAUAGCGGCGUUCGGCUAAGGUGGUCCUUCGUAUUAAUAUCAACCUCAUCCGUUUCGAGUAAGAGCUUGACAACGGCCUCGUGCCCAUCCCCAGCGGCCCACGAUAGCGGCGUUCGGCUAAGGUUGUCCUUCGUAUUAAUAUCAACCUCUUCCGUUUCGAGUAAGAGCUUGACGGCAGCCUCAUUCCCCAUCUUAGCGGCCCGCAAUAGCGGCGUCCGGCCCUCCUUAUCUCUCUCAUCCGUUCCGGUAUCAGGUGGGUUUGGCUUGCUCGCAGCCAAGGUCGGUUUAGACAUGUGCCAAACAUAAGUGUUACGAAUCUCUGCGUAAAUGCGUGAAGGUGGGGCACUCCCUGUUUGGUGUGGACCAAUCAGAGGUGUCCCAGGGUCCCGACCACUUGGGCCGGGGACACGGGACAGCCCCGGAGGACCGGCGUCCCGGACGCGGGACCACGGGACAGUGGGACCAUUGUUAUUGGUCCAGUAGAUAGAUAUAUACAACAACCGUGCCUACGGUUCUAGAUAGCUCUUGCUUGAUCUCGCAAGCAAGCAAUACACAUUCACUGCACUCAUACACUUUGAGUGGCAUUCUGUCACGCGCAUUCACAGGGCAACGGAAAUGAAGCAUUUGAUGCAGGGAGGUAAGGCUUG